AUGGAUCGUAAUCCGGCGGUGACGCGCCAAACAGCCAAUAUGCGAUGGGUCUUGAAACACACCUUCAAAAAGGAUGAUUUUCGCCCACUUCAACGCGAAGUUAUCUCCUCUAUUAUAGAAGGACACGAUGUAUUUCUUCAAGCAUGUACUUCGUUCGGAAAGAGCCUGUGUUAUCAGCUCCCUGCAGUUCUCAAAGAUUGGGGCUUGACUGUCGUUGUUUGUCCGCUUCUCUCACUAAUGACAGAUCAAGUGAAUACAUUGAAAGCUCUUGGUGUAUCAGUCGCUACGAUCAAUUCCAAUACUACUCAUGAUGAGAGGCAGCGAGUUUUCGAGGACAUGCUUUGUGGCCACCCGUGCACACGCCUUCUCUAUGUCACACCGGAGUUGUGCCAGACGGACAACUUCCGCCGCCGCUUGCUUGUGGUGCAUAAGCAAGGCCAGCUUAUCCGUGUUGCCAUUGACGAGGCGCACUGUAUAAGCGAAUGGGGCCAUGACUUCCGCCCAGCCUACAAAGAGCUGGGCUGGUUUAGAAGAAAUCUUGUCAAUCCGACAGUCCCAAUCACUGCGUUGACAGCAACUGCGACCCCCCGUGUUCGCUCAGACAUGAUCAACAUCUUGGGGUUGGAUGUUGAAAAUCUCCGGAUGUUCAACACUCCGUCAGAUCGUCCGAAUAUUCACUACGAGGUACGGUAUCUGGCAGACUUCGCUGGUGACAAUGGUGGCGCAGAAGACAGCCAGCUGCAAAACCUACUCAGAUGGCUUAGGGGUAUCCAAACCAGACGAGAGGCUCGACUUGGUAGUGAAGUGACAAUCCUCCCUCCAAUAUCAGGAAUUGUAUAUGUGGGGACCCGAGCUAUGGCCGAGCAUCUUGCCAGCCGGCUAUCCAAUUCCUCGGAUGGGAUGGUCACGGCGGUAGCAUACCACGCCGGCGUGGAAGCCAAUAAGCGUGCACACAUUCAAUCAACCUGGAAGUCGUCUCGGCCGUUCCAGCCAAUUGAUGGGGGAAAGACACCCGUUUUCUCCAUUAUUGUAGCAACCAAUGCUUUCGGAAUGGGAAUCGAUAAUCCAGAUGUCCGCUUUGUCGUGCAUUGGACACCACCGCGAAGCUUCGAAAGCUUUGUUCAAGAGUCAGGACGUGCAGGUCGAGAUGGCCGUGCCGCUGCCUCACUUGUCUACUACGGAAUUCAAGAGAGGAACUUCAUAGAGACUAUGAUCUACCGUGAUACUGAAUCUCACCGUGCACAUGGGCCCGAAAAUCGAGAGGCUAAGCUUGAAAGCUUCGGCAAGGUCAUUCGAUACUGUGAGAGUAUUAGGAGGUGUAGACAUGAACUGAUCAAGGAGUUCUUUGGCGAUUUUGAGCUAGAAGAAAUGGGGUCACAACGGCCAGCCCGAGAGGGUAUGUCUGUUACGAGCGCAUCCCCUUGCGACUUCGCCUGCGAUUUUUGCAAAGAGGGCCGUGCCGGGUUGGCAAAGCGCCGAGAGAAAAUGGCAUCUGAGACUCAGAUGGCUCUCCUAUACGCUGAUUUCGAUUGA
Penicillium vulpinum is the source of this 1533-nucleotide messenger RNA. RefSeq names its product putative RecQ family helicase RecQ. The record is from RefSeq and is a predicted model, not a curated record. The coding region runs from base 1 to 1533 and encodes 510 amino acids. Lineage: Eukaryota; Fungi; Ascomycota; Eurotiomycetes; Eurotiales; Aspergillaceae. Gene Ontology annotation, biological process: double-strand break repair via homologous recombination. The transcript is spliced from 4 exons. Gene Ontology annotation, molecular function: four-way junction helicase activity; nucleic acid binding; 3'-5' DNA helicase activity. Gene Ontology annotation, cellular component: chromosome; cytoplasm.